Ostreococcus tauri is the source of this 654-nucleotide messenger RNA. RefSeq names its product unnamed product. The transcript has a single exon. The record is from RefSeq and is a predicted model, not a curated record. NCBI's taxonomy places the organism in Eukaryota, Viridiplantae, Chlorophyta, Mamiellophyceae, Mamiellales, Bathycoccaceae. The coding region runs from base 1 to 654 and encodes 217 amino acids.
AUGGCGUCGCGGGGGGGGAUCUCGAGCGAGCCCACGGAUGAUGACGUGAAGACGUUUCAUAAAGUGUGCGCCGCGGCGUCGUGGGAGGGACUCGUGGAGAACGUCAAGGCGAGCGCGAACGCGGGGGAGCUCACGAGUGGGGUUCUGGGCGCGGGGUAUCUGGUGUUUAGCGAGAGUAAGAAGAGAGGAGAGAGCGAAGAGACGCUGGCGGUGAUGCAGAGCAUCAUUCAGGUGAUGACGCAGGCGUUGUUGACCGUCGGGGCGUCGCCGGCGCAGCGAGCGAUGGACGACAUGAUGGGGUUCGACGUGCGCGAGGAGAGGAAGCUGGUGGAUAGACUCGAGGAGGCGUAUAACGACGGGAUCACGUCGUACGACAUGGCGGAGUGUCUGAAGAGUUUUAUCGAAAACUUGCAGGUGCAAGAGAUGUCGUUCGAGCUCGAGCUCGCCAGGGCGAGAGAGGCGAAGUGGGACGACCAGGUCGCCAAGCUCGAGAAGCUCGCCGAGGAGCGCGUCGAGGCGCAAAAGCGGGCGAUGAACAUGCUGAAAUUGAUGAACAUCGCACCGCCGGAUCCCCCGGCGCCGGCCCAGGGCGUGGCCGGGACGUCCGCCGCGGACGUCUCCGAGGACCCGAGCCCGUUCGAGGACCAAGACUAA